ACGGGCCCCCCUGGAAAGCUUAUCAGGUGGCUGGGGCUGCGCCGUGGGUGGUCGGGGCGCAGCAGAAGAGGAAAACAAGGCGCGUGGGUGUUGCGGUUAGGGAAGAAAGGAGCUUGAGAAAUCCGAGUUGAAACUCCACCGGGUCUUACGCAGCCGGGACAUCAAGAAUGGCUUCUUUUGGGUGGAAGAGAAAGAUUGGUGAAAAGGUCUCAAAGGUCACUUCCCAGCAGUUUGAAGCUGAAGCUGCUGAUGAGAAAGAUGUGGUUGAGAAAGACGAAGGGAACUGGCUUCAUGCCAUUAAACGUAGGAGAGAGAUUCUCCUUGAAGGCUCUGCUGAGAAAAGUAAACAGCUGAAGGAUGAAGGAGCCAAUUUGGCUGAAAAUAAAAGAUACCGGGAGGCAAUUCAGAAGUGGGAUGAAGCCCUACAGUUGACCCCAAAUGAUGCUACCUUGUAUGAGAUGAAAUCCCAGGUUCUAAUGUCUCUUCAUGAAAUGUUCCCAGCAGUACAUGCAGCCGAAAUGGCUGUUCAGCGAAAUCCACAUUCCUGGGAGUCUUGGCAAACUUUGGGACGGGCUCAACUUGGAUUAGGAGAGAUAAUCCUGGCUAUUCGAAGUUUCCAGGUAGCUCUUCACAUCUAUCCAAUGAACCCUGAAAUAUGGAAAGAAGACCUGUCUUGGGCAAGAACACUCCAGGAACAGCAGAAAGUAGCGCAGAAGAUUAAAAAAAGUGAAGCACCACCUGAAGAAGCACCAAAGUCGAUUCCAGACUAUGACUUUGAAAGUGAUGAGAUUGUCGCUGUUUGUGCUGCUAUUGCUGAAAAACAGAAGGUGGUUUCAGCAAAUAAAACAAUGGUGAUUGUGUCGGCUUCUGGGACUGUGGAGACUGUAACUGAGAAGGAAGAUGGCGCCACACCACCAGAUGGCUCUGUUUUUAUCAAAGCCCGAUGAAGCAAUUUGCAUAAUGGAAGAAUUAUUUGAAUCUUUUUGAUUGCCACUUAAAGUUUAGAUGUAGGGGUAUUUACUCGGAGAUACAUGUAGAAGGCAGUUGAGGCAUACAGAAACUAAAUGGCAGAGUUGUUAUGUAGUGUUCGGACUAUGCCUUGAUAAGUUACGAUUGAUACUCCCUAAGGUUAGAGUUCUGAGUUAAAUCGCUUUUGAUUAAUGAACUUAAUGUAAUCUGAAUACAUAAAUGAAUACAUUUUAAAGACAACUUGAAAAGUAUAUUCUUAAAUAGUGAACAACUUGAUGGCCAAUGUUAUUAAAAUGGUGACUCAAAUUUUGUUUUAUAAUAAAGGAAGUAUGUGAUUUCUUUCCCUCCUAGAAAUAAUACUGUUACUAUUCAUUCUUUCAUUUUUCUUGCUUCAUUAGAGUAGGCCUGUCACAAAGCUUGAAUAUUUUUGACACUGAUUAUUUGAUUCAAAGUUGUCAUUUGGUUACAUGUGGAAUUUUUGAAAGUUUGGCUGGAAAUGCAUGCAAAUGUGUACAUUCUGAACAUUUAAUUCUGAUUUGCAUUUCUAUUUUGAACUUAAAGUUAUAACAAUAGUAGUUUUCUCCCUCAAUAUUUUUAGAUGUGUGAAAUAUAUCAGAAUGGUGUUUUUGUUUUUUUUAAAUUGGUAUAGUGGGUAGAGUAGUCCUUAUCAAAAGUGAGUCAUUUUUAAAAUGUGCAUUUUUAAAAUGAAUGGCUUUUACAGAGAUUGUGACAGAUUUUACUGCUGUGUCAUCCCAGUCUCAAAACAGUAUUUUCCUUCAUUUUUAAGAACUUAAAUAAUCCUGAAGACAAAUUCUUGCUUGUAACUCUAAUAAUUUGAAUUACUUUUCUAGAUAACAUUUUUGGAAAUACUUAGUAAAAUGAAAAAUAAUUACAAAUUGGAAUAGCUAAAUCAUACCUUUCUAAAAAUAAAAAAUAAGGAUGUUAUUACAGUGUCAAUGAGUGAAUAACUUAAGCACAAAGUACAUAGAAACUGGAUUGUGAUUUAUAGUGCUAUCUCAUGUUUAUGAGAAGGCUAUGUUAAAGAUUGAAAAGCCACAAUCACAUUCAUAAAUCAAUACUGUGGUUGCAUGUGAAUUAUUAUUUUUAUAACUAUAUUAUAGUGCAGUUAUAAAGAACUAUUGAGUACUGUAAUUUCUGACACUCAGGAAGAUACUAUUGGUGGAAAAUUAAUUUUACCUUUGUUAGGGAUGCAAGUAGGCUACUUUAUGUUAAGGAGCUGUUGGAGCAUGUAAGUAAUGAGGAUGAUUUUUCAAAAUUUUGUUUUACUGGAAUGCAGAUAUAUCUUUCUUUUCAGAGUUGGAGAAAUCAGCACUUGCCUUGAAAAGUAUUAUAUUUUUACCCUAAGUUAUAUUGUUUAGAAAGCUCUGGUUAAAGAGGUCAGUUUCAGAGUGAUCUAAAAAAACAUUAUUUUAAUAAGGAGAAUUCUUAAAAGGUAGAUAGGUAUCUAGAGAAUAAAUAAUCAACAUUUAAUACGUUGUCUUGAGCAAUGGAUGGUUGUUUAUUGUAUAAUUUGUGAAUAAAUAGUUUUUUCCUGUGUUUUGAAGACUUAUUUUGUGUUGUUAACUUUUGAAAAAUUAGAUUGAUCUACUUAAUUUUUCUUUUCUUUUUUUUGAGAAAGAAAAAUGUUUACUGAACAAGAGCAAGAUACAGUUUUACAGAGUAAGAUAUAUUCACCAUAGACAACAGGCCCCCUUUGUUGUGACAAAAAGGCCUAUCUACUUAAUUUCUUAUGUGAACAUAAAGUAUGUGAAGUGCCCUGCCUGGUGCCUUGCACACAAAGUGCUCAGGAAGUGCUAGCAAUUUUUGUGAAGAACUUCAAUUAAUUUGGUGAUAUUUAACCUCAGUUUCUUCUGCUUUAAGAAAGGAGAACUUGUUUUACAAUUCUUUCCUUAUUUGAAAGUGAGAAGUCACUACUUUUGAUAUUGUAGGACACAUGGUUAUCACUUGGGGGUUAUUGUUAUGUGAGGUCUAUGCCGCAACCCCCAAAGAGGCAAGACCUCGGGUACAGUGCAUAUGGCCACUCGACCCUCUUAACCUUGUGUUUCCUGUGUAUUGGCAUUGGUGGGCCAAGUUAGUCUCUUCCUUACCCAGAUGUAAGUCAUAAAUGGACAUAAGGUUGAAGAGAAAAGGGAGUUAUGAGGAGGAAGGCAGCUCACUUCUCUAGCUCCCCAAAAGAUGCUUAUUUUAGCCAAUAUGCUCUUCUGUGCAUGAAGAAAAAUGCCUCUGUUAUUUUGCAAGGAUGUAAAUACUCAUAUGCAAACAUUUACUAAGCUUGUUCUAAUAAAUCUUUGUGAAUCUGAAGACAAAUAAUUGAUAUUCAUGAUAUAUAGUUAGAGAUGUUUAAUAUAUUUCCUGAAGUAACAGUGUUCCGUGUUCAAGUUAUAUUGAAUAUAAUAUUGAAUAUAAUUUAUAUUAUCAUUUGAAAAUUAUAUGGCAUACAUAUCCAUUAGUGAGAACACUAUACAUUCAGACCAUGCCUGAUAACCCAAAAGUCAUAUAUUAUUCUCUAGGAAAUAAGCUCUUUGAUUAUAGAGUAUUUACCUUAAACAUGUUAACAAAUACUAAAUAAACAGAGAACAGCAUGCAAUUGAUAGCUUGGAGAACCGAGAUCAACUGCAACUGGGGCCUACAUACAAAAUUUUGUGAGAUUGGUUUAAGUAUGAAACUGUUGUAAAUUGAUGCUAUAUGAUAAAACUAAUGAAGACUUUAAAAAGCUUUGUCUCAGAAAACUAGGGCUUCUGUGAUUAUAACUUCAGUUUAAACAUCAUGCUUUACAAAACAAUUUAAAAGCUUGUUUCACUGCGUUUCCCAGCAGUAAGAAAAUUAUCAAUCAUUUCUUAUAACUUCCUGAGUCAGAUGUCCUUCUAAAUUGACUCUGGAUCAGCAAUUCUGAGCUGUGAUUUCAUAGCAUGUGUAUCUCUAAGUGAGUUGUAAGUUGCACAAGGACCAUAGUUCCAUCAUAAUUAUCUUAGAGUAUUUUAGAUGAGUUUUCUUUUGUUCCUGAGGGGUUAUUAUUAAACUGAUAGUGUAUCUUGUAUUUGGUGGCAUUUUGAGAUUGAGAAAAUAAAGAGUUUUAAACCAACCAUAAAAUGUGGAAAUUUGUAAAUUACCUCCUUACCAAAGUAAAUUAAAAUGAAAUAAAGGAGGUAUCCCUAAUGUCACUUGCAAUUUAAUAUAGCCACUUUAGAAGAGAAAGUGUGGCCCUAUAGCUAGCAUACCAUGAAUUGUGCCUUAAUAUGUGAUAUAUGUGAACUUCACCUGUUGUAUAUGUCAAGGUAGAAGAAAGAUUGAGAAAUGCUGAUCUAUACUUUGGUGAAAAAGCAGAGGAUGGGGAUGGAUUCUUUUCAUAGAGCUUAGGACAUACAUAAACCAGAGUCCUGAUCUCUCCCACCUCUGCAGGAAAGAAGAAAGUUUAAGACACACAACUGGGCAUCCAGGCCCUUUUCCCCUCUUUGGGUUUGUCAGACCUGCAGAGAAGCUAUGUUGUGGUCUCUUGACAACACAAUGUUGUGAGCCUUGUGGUGACUGUUCUCUGCCUCCGUGUGGGGAGCCCUGUGCGUGUGCAAAACUGCCCAUGCCUUGGUGAACAAGUUUUUUGAAUUAUGCAUUUGUUAUUAGCUGGCCAUUGUGGGCACAAAGCUAAAUUCCAUUCUCUAACCUAGCCUUUUCCAGCAAUUAAUCUGAUGUAGAAGCUGCAUCUAUCUGUCUCUCAAAUGGUUCAGAGGUCAGGAGGGAAUGGAGGGUCUUAUUUUAUGACUUCCUCAAACUGCAACUGAGAUUAGUACAGAUUGUAUUUCAAAGUAAGCAUGAAAUAUAUUAAAAACCAAAGGUAGGGAUUCUUUUCUAAUUUUAGAAUUUGUUAUCAUGGAAAUUUGAUUGCAAAUGAGUAUUAUUAACUAUAAGGCAACAUGUAAAAAUGUGUUCAGGAUAUUAAAAGGUCUACUUAGAAUUGUGAUAGACCAUAUUGUUGACUCUAGAUUUAAUUGGAAGGGAAGAAUAUGAGACAACUGAUGAUACUCUCUGCCCACCUUUAUUAAUUUUCUGAAAUGAGAAUUAUUUAGAUAUAAUAAAAUCCAAGUAUUUUAAGUUUAUAAUUUGGAGAGUUUGACAAUGUGGGCACCUACUUCACCACCACUACCAAGAUGUAGUAUGUAUCUAUCGUACAAAAGUUCUCGAUAGCCCUUCUGCGGCCAGUUCCCCUUCACCCUGACAGCCACCCUUACUUGUCUACUUAUGUGCUUUCCGUGGUUAUAAAUUAGACUUGACUUUUCUAGAAUUUCAAAUAAGUAGGCCAUACAAUGUGUACUCUUUAUGUCUGACAUUUUUUGUUCAGUAUAAUGCUUUUGAAAUCUAUUCAUGUUGAUAUUCACCCAUGUUACUGUGUAUAUUAGUAAUAUGUUCCUUUUCAUCAUAAAAUUGUAAUCUAGCAUAUGAACAUACCACAAUUGGUUUAGCUGUUCAUCUAUUUAUGAACGUUUAGGCUGUUUCAGGUUUUGACCCAUUAUGAAUAAAGCUGCUAUGUAUGUAAA
Nycticebus coucang (slow loris) is the source of this 5519-nucleotide messenger RNA. It is a transcript of the gene TTC33, whose product is annotated as tetratricopeptide repeat domain 33. The record is from RefSeq and is a predicted model, not a curated record. The transcript has 5 exons. Gene Ontology annotation, molecular function: protein binding. Bases 168 to 947 code for a protein of 259 amino acids. NCBI's taxonomy places the organism in Eukaryota, Metazoa, Chordata, Mammalia, Primates, Lorisidae.